AUGGUCCUCACCGAGAAGAACGAGGUCCUGGACUUCAUAGCGGGAUCACCAUACCUGCCAUAUGAUUCCAUGGAACCUCCCCCAACAAGGGAGGUCGAAGAACUCGUCAAAAAAGUGAAGGACGAAAGGCUGGAACUUCUGCUUGGGUGCGAUGCGAACUCACACCAUCUGGGGUGGGGAAGCUCAAAUACCAAUGCUAGAGGAGAAGCCCUAAAUGACUUCAUUAUGGAAAAAGACCGCCAAAUCCUGAACAGAGGAAAAGAACCAACCUUCAUGGACUGCAGAAGACAUGAAGUGUUGGACAUAACCAUCUGCACGGCAGGCAGGGCACGUUGGGUUAAAGACUGGAGGGUGUCGAAAAAACCUUCGGGCUCAGACCACAGCCAAAUACGCCUGUCAUUAACGUGCGAAUCGGAACAGAUCCCUAGGAGAAACCCAAAGGACACAAACUGGGGAAGUUACAGAGAGGAACUCUUCGUGAGGAUCCAAGAUGUACCCUCAAGAUUCAGAACCAAGAGAGACCUGGAACAUGCAGCCGAACGUCUCGGAGAAGUGAUCAAGGACUCCUAUGAAAACAACUGCAACAUUAAAAGACCGCCGAAUACAAAAAUGGUGGGCUGGUGGAAUAACCAACUGUCCAUUUUAAGAUGCCAGCUAAGGAAAGCGUGGAACAAGGUGAAGACCGCGUACACGGAAAACAGCAGGCAGAAGGCCCUCGAAGAUCGCAGAGGUCUUCAGAGGAAAUACAAUAAGGCACUC
This is a messenger RNA of Fopius arisanus, 759 nucleotides long. RefSeq lists its product as uncharacterized. Lineage: Eukaryota; Metazoa; Arthropoda; Insecta; Hymenoptera; Braconidae. The transcript has a single exon. Gene Ontology annotation, molecular function: catalytic activity. The annotation marks the transcript as partial. The record is from RefSeq and is a predicted model, not a curated record.